AUGAAUCAGGAGGGAGUAAAAUGUGGAAAGGAGCAGACAAAUAAGGAGGAGAACCGUGGCAAUGAUGGAAAUGAAACUAGGCCAACUAGUAAUCAAGAAAAGCUGGAAAACUGGUUGCCCAUCACUGCAUCUAGAAAAGCAAAAUGGUGGUAUUCAACUUUCCACAAUGUCACAGCCAUGGUGGGUGCUGGCGUGCUAGGUUUGCCAUAUGCUAUAUCCCAGCUUGGAUGGAUUCCAGGAAUUGCAGCGAUUGUAGUGUCAUGGCUUGUGACAUUUUAUACGCUGUGGCUUCUUGUUGAAAUGCAUGAAUUGGUUCCUGGGAAGAGAUUUGAUCGAUAUUAUGAAUUGGGAGAGCAUGUUUUGGGGCCCAAAUUAGGAUUCUGGUUGGUGAUGCCACAGCAAUUGACGGUUCAGGUGGCUUCAACCAUUGUGUAUAGUGUCACUGGAGGGAAGUCACUGAAGAAGUUCUUUGAUAUUGCUGUUCCAGCUAUGAGUGACAUUAGGCAAACAUAUUAUAUUCUCUUCUUUGUGUGUUUGCAGAUAUUGCUUUCUCAAACCCCUAACUUCAAUAAAUUGAAAGCAGUUUCUUUGUUGGCUGCACUCAUGUCUGUCUGCUAUUCCAUGGUGGCAUUUGGCACUUCAAUUGCGAGGGGGCUUGAUCAUCAUCCUUCUCAUUAUGGAGUUCGAUCCCGUACAGCUCCUGGGGUGACUUUUGAUACUUUUAAUGCACUUGGAACCAUAGCAUUUGCCUUUGCUGGACACAGCGUUGUUUUGGAGAUUCAAGCUACAUUACCCUCAACUGAAGAAAGACCUUCCAAAAUGCCAAUGUGGCGAGGUGUACUAGCUGCAUACAACAUAGUCAUUGUUUGCUAUCUUUCAGUUGCAACAUCUGGCUUUUGGGCAUUUGGAAAUAGUGUAGAAGAUGAUGUUCUCAUCUCACUUGAACAACCAAGUUGGCUUAUUGCUGUUGCUAAUUUAAUGGUAUUCGUUCAUGUUCUAGGGAGCUAUCAGGUUUUUGCUAUGCCUGUUUUUGAUACAAUUGAAUCAAAUUUGGUGCAAAAGUUGAAUUUUACUCCCAGUAGGUUUCUUCGCCUCUGGAAUCGAAGCCUUUAUGUUUGUUUGACAGGACUUGUUGCUAUGUGCAUUCCAUUUUUUGGAGGAUUGUUAGGGUUCUUUGGAGGACUUGCUUACUCAUCAACAUCCUAUACUAUACCUUGCAUAUUAUGGCUUGCGGCAAAAAAGCCUAAACGAUGGAGUUUCCAUUGGAUUGCAUCAUGGUUUAGCAUCUUUAUUGGCCUUUUAAUAGCAAUGCUUGCACCUAUUGGAGGAAUACGAACAAUUAUUCUUUCUGCCAAGUCUUACAAGAUAUUUUCCUGA
Messenger RNA from Abrus precatorius (Indian licorice), 1377 nucleotides. Its product is annotated as lysine histidine transporter-like 5. Bases 1 to 1377 code for a protein of 458 amino acids. The transcript is spliced from 8 exons. The record is from RefSeq and is a predicted model, not a curated record. Lineage: Eukaryota; Viridiplantae; Streptophyta; Magnoliopsida; Fabales; Fabaceae. Gene Ontology annotation, cellular component: plasma membrane.